Penicillium olsonii is the source of this 1503-nucleotide messenger RNA. The record is from the annotation of a GenBank genome assembly. Lineage: Eukaryota; Fungi; Ascomycota; Eurotiomycetes; Eurotiales; Aspergillaceae.
AUGACUGUUGUUUUUUUUUCUUUCAAUAUGAGUCUACCCGAUCGCAAGAUGUCUGAGGGAGGCCUCGAUGAAAAACACGUUAGCUCAGAAGUUAUGUCCACGCCUCCAAGCGAGAACGAUGUCAUUGUCAAAGACUGGGAUGAAGAAGAGUCCGCCGUGAGGCGCAAGGUCGACUUUAUCUUGAUUCCGAUCCUUGCCGUAGCUUUCUUUGCAUUGCAGAUGGAUCGCGGAAACAUCAGCGCCGUAUUGACUUCAUCUAUCACGCACGACCUCCACAUCACCACGAACCAAAUCAAUAUUGGCUCCCAGCUGCUAUCGGCGGGUAUUGUGCUGUCGGAAAUUCCUUCGAAUAUUAUCAUGCAACGACUCGGACCCCGGAUCUGGCUCUCUGGUCAGCUUUUCGCAUGGGGACUGGUCGCCACAUUCCAGGCUUUUGUUCAAUCAUAUGCCGGAUAUCUGGUGACGAGAAUAUUGUUGGGAUUCUGUGAAGGUGGUUUCAUUCCUUGUGCUCUGUAUUAUUUGUCGACUUGGUAUAAGAAGGAUGAAACCAGCCUGCGGACUAGUUUGUUCUUCUACGGGCAGAUGUUCGCUGCCGCGACGUCGAGCUUGAUUUCGGCCGGUCUGCUGAAGCUGAAUGGUACCCAUGGGUUGGAGGGAUGGAGAUGGAUCUUCUUGGUCGAGGGUCUGAUCACACUCUUCAUCGGAAUCAUUUUCACCCUUCUUGUUCCCCCGUCUGCUGGCGACGGUCGUCCGUUGAUUGCUGCUGGUCGCUGGAGCUAUUUCACAGAGCGCGAGUCGCACAUUAUUCGGAACCGCGUUCUGCUGGACGACCCUCGCAAAGCCCGAGGACACAUCCAAAUCAAGGGCCGGGAUAUCUUGAAUACGCUCAAGGAGCCUCGUAUCAUGCAACAUGUUGCUCUGACUCUGGUUGCUAUGACCAGCUUCCAGGGCAUCACGCAGUACAGUCCUAGCAUGAUCAAGUCCUUGGGCUUUGAUGCGGUCAAGGCCAAUGCGCUGAACUCGGUGCCUGUGUACUGCAGCAUGGUUUGGCUGCUAAUUUUGUCACUUGCUUCUGACAAAACGAAACAUCGUGGACCGUUCGUUCUUCUGGCCAUCACGUGGAAUGUGAUUGCCUACGCCUGUCUUCGCACGAGCGACACCCACGCCUCACAAUGGCACCGCUAUGGAGUCAUUGCUGUUGCAAAUGUCUCCUAUUGCACCAUGCACAUUCUCAACAUCGGCUGGUUGUCGUACUACUGCCGCACGCCCCAGGAGCGGAGUGUCGCGAUGGCUCUGGUUGUUAUGGCCGCUAAUUGCGCGGGUAUUGCUGGCUCCCAGAUCUUCCGGACAUCCGACGCGCCGAAGUAUCUCCACGGUCUCACCGCUAGUGCUGCUAUCGCCGGUGUUUCAUGGGUGAUUUGCUUUUCACUCGGUGUGCAAUAUUACUUUCGUCGACAAAAGGCCCGGUCGUCGGAUGAAGAGGCUGAGAAGGUUCCCUCAUGA